GAAGUUAAGAAACCAGAUUCAUAAAUAUUUUGCCAUGGACAUCCGAAUCGAAUGAACGUUCAGUAAUUUUAUGUUAAAACUCAAAUAAGAAUAGUUCAAAAUGCAAGUCGAAGAGGCCAGAUACUUAAAAAGAAAAGUAAAAUUCAGUAGUAUUGAUGUUCAUCCUACAGAAAAAGCUUUGGUUGUUAACUAUGAACUGGAGGCAACAAUACUUGGAGAACUGGGAGAUCCAAUGUUGGGGGAGAGGAAAGAAUGUCAGAAAAUAAUCCGAGUUAAAAGUUUAAACCCAAGCAGUGAUUUGACGACCUUAGCAAAAGAAAUCAUUGAUAAAUGUAAACUAAUACAUCCUUCUAAGUUACUGGAAGUAGAGCAGUUACUAUAUUAUCUACAAAGUCGGAAAGAUACAGGGCCCCCCAGUAAAGCAUCUGGUAAAACACAAUUACAAGAAAAUCCUGAAGUGCCAACCUAUGAUGCCACAGAGAUAGACGAGGUUGCUAAUAUCAAUGAUGUUGAUGAUUAUAUGGAAUUGCUGUAUGAGGAUGUUCCUGAGAAAAUCCGUGGAUCAGCAUUAUUGCUACAGUUAUCAAGAAAUCCAGACAAUCUGGAGGAACUCUUCGCCAAUGAGACGGUGAUUGGUGCAUUGGCUCGAGUGUUACGAGAAGAUUGGAAGAAAAGCACAGAAUUAGCAACUAACAUUAUUUACAUAUUUUUCUGUUUCUCCAGUUUUACACAAUUUCAUGGUGUUAUCCUACAUUUUAAGAUAGGAGCUCUAUGUAUGAACAUUUUAGAACAUGAAUUGAAAAAAUAUGAUUUAUGGAAUGAUGAACUUCAGAAAAAGAAGAAACUUGCAGAAUCAGACAAAGACAAUGUGAAGGUCAAGGAAGACUAUGAAAAGAGUGUUAAGAAAUUCUCAGAACUGGUAAAGAAACAAGAACAGCUACUCAGAGUUGCAUUUUACCUGUUACUCAACCUAUCAGAAGAUCUAGCAGUAGAAAUGAAGAUGAAAAACAAGAAUGUGGUCAAAAUGUUGGUGAAAUGUUUAGAGAGAGAUAACUUUGAAUUGUUGAUCUUGGUGGUAUCUUUCUUGAAGAAAUUAAGCAUCUUUAUUGAAAAUAAAAAAGAAAUGUCAAAAGAAAAUGUUAUCAGCAAGUUAACAAAACUGAUUCCCUGUGACCAUGAAGAUUUACUCAACAUUACAUUAAGACUGUUAUUGAAUUUGUCGUUUGAUUCUGAACUUAGGAGCAAGAUAGUUAAAUUUGGACUGUUACCCAAACUUGUAGGAUUACUAAAUAAUGAGAACCACAAGAUGAUUGUUUUGUGUAUACUGUACCACGUCAGUAUGGAUGACAAGGCCAAGUCAAUGUUUACAUUUACAGAUUGUAUACCAAUUGCAAUGAAAUUGUUAUUAGAAAGUCCAGAAAAGACAGACAUUGAACUGUUAUCGUUGUGUAUAAACUUAGCUUCUAAUAAAAGGAAUGCUCAAAUUAUUUGUGAAGGUCAAGGACUAAAAAUGUUAAUGAAGAGAGCUUUUAAAUUUAGAGAUCCAUUGUUGAUGAAAAUGGUCAGAAAUAUCUCACAGCAUGAUGGACCAACAAAAAAUUUAUUUGUUGAUUACAUAAGUGAUCUAGCAGAUGCCAUGUUACAAGCAGACAACGAUGAUUUUGGUGUAGAGGCACUAGGAAUUCUGGGUAACUUAACCAUACCAGACCUGGAUUAUGAACUUAUAAUAAGGGAAUAUGAAUUGAUACCCUGGAUAAAGAGAAGACUUGAGCCAGGAAGUGCUGAAGAUGAUAUUGUAUUAGAUGUUAUUAUAUUAGUGGGAACUGUGUGCAAUGAUGAUGCUUGUGCCAAAUUGUUAGCAGAGUCUAACAUCAUACACUGUCUCAUUGAAUUACUGAAUGCCAAACAGGAAGAUGAUGAGAUGGUUUGUCAGAUUGUUUAUGUGUUCUAUCAGAUGAUUUUCCAUGAAUCAACACGUGAAGUUAUUAUCAAAGAUACUCAGGCGCCUGCUUAUCUCAUAGAUCUGAUGCAUGAUAAAAAUGCUGAAAUACGCAAAGUCUGUGAUAACACAUUGGACAUCAUAGCUGAAUUUGAUCCAGAAUGGGCAAAACGUAUCCAGUUAGAGAAAUUUCGUUGGCAUAACUCUCAAUGGUUAGAUAUGAUUGAGACAAGACAAAUGGAUGAAAUGGCAGACCAGUAUUAUGGAGACGAAGGCUACGAUCCUUAUCUGCAGGAUACAGACAUCCUGGACAGACCAGACCUGUUUUAUGGAGAUGCCUAUGAGAAUGGAUACAUUAUGGAUGGACAUUUAACACCAGAAUAUAUAGAUGAGAAUGGAAUGUAUGAUGGUCAACCCUAUGAAGGCCAACCUUAUGAUGCACAUGGACAGCCAUAUAUGCCAUAUGGAUACGAUGGUAUAGAUAUACAGGAUGGAUAUGAACCUUAUGCGAGACCAGAGUCCAAUAUGGGUUUUAUAGAUGAGAGAUAUGGUGGGACUGUAGACCAAUAUGGAAGACCAAUACAGCAAGAAUAUGGAAUGUACCAAAAUGGCCAUGGUGAUGAAGAGGAUGAAUAUGAUUUUGGUUAUGGUGGUUAUGAUCCACGAUAAACUUUUGAGAAGUUUUAAUGUAUUUGUAGUUUAACCAAGAUCAUAGAAGUGCACAUGACAGAGGGUUUGAUUUAUAGGUGGAUAAAACCAGGGAACUGAAUUGGAUAAACAAGUACCUAACAAUAUGUUGGAUGUUGCAAAACAUUUGAUAGAAUUUCCAGUUCCUUAUGGAAACCAUUUGAUAAUCAUUGUGUAACCUGAUUGGGUAGGAUUAAUGAAAAUAUUCCUAGUUUCUUAUUCAAUUUUCUUUUAAUUAUAGAACUGUCUCACAAAUGCUUAGGCCUAGCAAAUGCUUGGCAUUCUUGACUUGACUGGUCUUUUUGUGCACACAUAUUUAGUGGUACAUCCUGCCUGAUUUGGCAAAAAUUGUGCUCUUAUGUUCAUUUUUCAGAAAAAAAAUGAUAUUUAAAGUAGUGUCUCCUUAAUGACUAGUUGUAAAUUACAGUAUGGCUACAAUUGGAGGAUUUUUGCAUUGUUAAAUUAACAAUUUUAAAGUCUAGCUUUGUCAUUAAUUUACACACAUAUAAAUAAUGUAGUUUUAAUUGAACUCAUGAUUUUUUUUAUGCCCCCCACCAUAGCGGGGUGGCAUUUAGUGUUUCCUUUGACUGUCCUUCUGUUCAUCCGUCCAUGCCAUUUUCUUUUUCCCACUCUAACUUAAGUUUUUCUCAUCGGAAGUUUAUGAAAUUCAUACACAAUGCUUAGAACCAAAACUUGCCGAGUUUGAAUUUAGUCUAUGAGACACUUACCGUUCUAGAGUUAUGCCCUUAAAAAUUUGACAAAAUUGCAAUUUUUUUUUAUUUCUGCACUCUGAACUUAAUUUGGUCUCAUCCUAAUUUAUGAAACUGGUACACAAUGCUAAGAAUCACAACAUGCAGACAGAGUUCAAAUGUUGGUUGUGAGUCAUUUACAGGUAUAGAGUUAUGCCCCUUUUUAACUUGGAAAAUUGCAAAGCUGAGCGGGCAUUUAUGUCCUCAGACACAUUCUUCUUUUAUGUCUAAAAAAACAGAUAUCAAUGUUUAAGCAUAACCUGGUUCUCGUAAUAAUUUUUCAUGUACAGAUUCUUUCUGAAAGCUAGGUAUUUUUUUAACCAAUCCUUGCCUGAUAUGAUCUAUAGGAAAUUCACAGUAAAACAUUCAUUGUAUACAUGAUAAUUGAGAAUACAUUGUUUUAUUGUAUUGUUAUGUUGUCUCAUUGAUAAAUAUCACAUUUCUCUUACUGAUCAUAUUUGUAGUAUCUGUACAGAUUUUUGACAUUCCUCAAUGUUAUGAAAUUUGAUCUGCAUAUUUUUACUUGUAAAGUGUAGAUAUUACUGUAAAAUGUUGUAAAAUACAUACUAUUUUAUGUGUUUUUGUCUUGUAAAACCAGUUAUUAUUUUUUUACAAUUGACAGCGAGCAAUCAUAGAAGAAACAUUUAAAAAAAAACAUUCCCUGGUUUAUUUAGUCAAAAACUUCAAUUUAGGUACUCUCUUUCUGAAGGUUAAUAACUUUCACAAUAUGAUCUGUUGUUCUAAAUACCAGGGAACGAGAAUUGAAUAGUUACAGAAACCUUGCUCUUUGCUCAUGCCUGUUGUGCAUGGCUUCUUAAGAUUCAAAGCAGUUUAGGUAUAAAUUGUUUCUUUUGUUAUAUUUGUUAAAGAAUCUGUGAUUUAAAUGGAUUCCGUCCAACACUUUUUAGUUGCUGUAAUUUUUCUUUAUUUUUUAACUUAUUUGUUUAUCUAUUUACUGAAUUUACAUCUAUAAUUAAUAAAAGCUAGAAAAUA
Mytilus californianus (California mussel) is the source of this 4368-nucleotide messenger RNA. RefSeq names its product kinesin-associated protein 3-like. Gene Ontology annotation, molecular function: kinesin binding. The transcript is spliced from 17 exons. NCBI's taxonomy places the organism in Eukaryota, Metazoa, Mollusca, Bivalvia, Mytilida, Mytilidae. Bases 101 to 2608 code for a protein of 835 amino acids. Gene Ontology annotation, cellular component: axoneme; kinesin II complex; ciliary transition zone. The record is from RefSeq and is a predicted model, not a curated record. Gene Ontology annotation, biological process: microtubule-based movement; cilium organization.